This is a messenger RNA of Tripterygium wilfordii, 1877 nucleotides long. Its product is annotated as dihydrodipicolinate reductase-like protein CRR1, chloroplastic. The coding region runs from base 711 to 1616 and encodes 301 amino acids. Gene Ontology annotation, cellular component: chloroplast stroma. The record is from RefSeq and is a predicted model, not a curated record. Gene Ontology annotation, molecular function: 4-hydroxy-tetrahydrodipicolinate reductase activity. The transcript has 10 exons. NCBI's taxonomy places the organism in Eukaryota, Viridiplantae, Streptophyta, Magnoliopsida, Celastrales, Celastraceae.
CAUUCAGAAUAUAAUGGUAAAUUGUGUUAUUUAUAUAUAAAAAAAGUCCUAUCGUUGGGCAGUCAAUUUUCUAAGGCACGUCACCUCGAGCUGAAAGCCUGAAACUGCUGGGCAGUCACAAUUCUCAGCUUUCAAUUUCUUCAAACUUAAAAGUAUUUCCUGCAUUUCAUAUGUUAAGUUGAUUAUUUUUGGCUGAGAUUCCCUUAAUGAAUGCAAAUAAUAGUCUCAGAAAUUAAUUUUGUUACAGAGAUUGACUGUUGGAAAACUGGAAUUUCAUUUGUUAAAGACCAAGAUAAUCAUGUUGGUAUAAUGUCAUGUAAGAAAUGAUACUGUCGGGAUUUGGUAGACCCAUUUUCUAGAAGACUGGAAGUUAAGAAGGUUAUGUUUCAGUUCUCUCUUGCUUGCAUUUGAUAAUUGUUACUAAUUAACGGGUCCCACGCGUGGCCAGCCAAUUCAUCAUCACUUGGAUAUUAACCCUUACACCCAAACUUAUGGAUCUGAUCUUUAUCCACAAGGCAUGAGCUUUGUCACAUUACGCCUCGCUGUCAAAGUGUUAGGCCCAAACAAGAUCUAUCAGAUGACACCGGAUCUUAUCCAAGAAUCUAAGUAGCAUAUGGUUCUAAGUAGCAUAUGGUUCGACAAAGAAGCUUAUCAACUUGAGACAAAGGACCCAGUUCAGCCAAGAAAGGCUACUGGAGAUUUGAGUAGCCAUGGCAGCUUUACACUGCCACUUUCAUCCCACAAUAGAUAAAGUUUCCCAAAAUGUCAAAUCACAAUGGAGGUCUAUUUCCUGCUCAAUGCAGCCCUCUCAACCCAACAUCAAGGUAGUUAUAAAUGGAGCAGCAAAGGAAAUAGGAAAAGCAGCAGUAGUUGCAGUAAACAAAGCCAGAGGAAUGGAAGUGGCUGGUGCCGUGGAUGUUCAUCUUGUAGGACAUGAUAUUGGGAAGGUAUGUGGAAUGGAAGAGGCUAUGGAAAUACCCAUAAUAAAUGAUCUCACAAUGGUAUUAGGGUCUAUAUCGCAGUCAAAAUCAACCGGAGUUGUCAUUGAUUUCACCGACCCAUCAACAGUGUAUGACAAUGUGAAACAGGCAACAGCAUUUGGGAUGAAAAGUGUGGUUUAUGUACCUCGGAUUAAACCAGAUACAGUGACAGCAAUAUCUGCAUUCUGUGAGAAGGCCAGCAUGGGUUGCCUGGUGGCACCAACUCUGUCAAUAGGAUCCAUACUCCUCCAGCAAGCCACGAUUUCAGCUUCAUUCCACUACAACAAUAUAGAAAUUGUGGAAUCACGCGCAAAAGCAAUAGAUUUUCCAACAGCAGAUGCAGUCCAGAUAGCCAACAACCUCUCCAACCUUGGCCAGAUCUACAAUAGAGAAGAUAUCUCAACGGAUAUUUUGGCAAGGGGUCAAGUUCUAGGAGAAGAUGGAGUUCGUGUGCACAGUUUAGUCCUUCCAGGGCUGCCCUCCAGUACAACAGUUUACUUCUCUGGCCCUGGAGAGGUUUACUCUGUUAAACACGAAAUCACAGAUGUGCAGUGCCUCAUGCCAGGACUAAUCCUGGCGAUUAGAAAGGUUGUGCGUCUAAAGAAUCUGGUCUAUGGCUUGGAGAAAUUUUUGUAGAAAUCAAAGUUCCUACCAAUUACCAUCGCAUCGAUGUGAGCUUAUUCAUGUCUGCUGAUUUGUCAGAGAAUCCGCUUGAUCCUGCAUGCAAAUAUGUCACAGGAGAAACUUAAGCAAAUUUCAAGAGUAGUAGACGGACAUAUUUAGUACAAUGAAAAGUGACAAUAUAUCACUUCCAUUCACCAAGAAAUGUAACGUAAUGAACCUCCUACAGAAUGCUUAUUUUAAAUUUCAGAUAUAUAUGAUCACAGCAUUCCUUGA